Molecule: messenger RNA, 8363 nt
Organism: Sorex araneus (European shrew)
Lineage: Eukaryota; Metazoa; Chordata; Mammalia; Eulipotyphla; Soricidae
Gene: OGFRL1
Product: opioid growth factor receptor like 1
Exons: 7
Coding region: 96-1478 (460 amino acids)
Cellular component (GO): membrane
Molecular function (GO): opioid growth factor receptor activity
Source: RefSeq, a predicted model, not a curated record
GCCGCGGCCGUGCCCGGGGCCCUGAGCGCGCCAGCCGCAGCCCGCGCCCCGCAGCCCCGCAGCCCGGCAGCCCCGCGCCCGCCGCCGGCGCUUCAAUGGGCAACCUGCUCGGCGGGGUCAGCUUCCGCGAGCCCACCACGGUGGAGGACUGCGACUCCACCUGGCAGACGGACUCGGAGCCCGAGCCCGAGGAGCCGGGGCCGGCCGGCGGCGGCGGCGGCGGUGGCGGCGACGGCGACGGGGACGCCGAGGCCCCGGGGCGGGAGCCCGAGCAGCCCGCGCAGCCCGAGGAGCGCGGCGGAGGGCGGCCCCGGGACGCCGAGGCGGCGGGCGCCGAGCAGGGUGGUGAUUCCACUGAAGCAACCACCAAACCAAAGAGAAGUUUUUAUGCUGCAAGAGAUCUGUACAAAUAUCGUCACCAGUACCCACAGAACUUCAAAGAUAUCCGAUAUCAAAAUGACUUGAGCAAUCUUCGUUUUUAUAAGAAUAAGAUUCCAUUUAAGCCAGAUGGUGUUUACAUUGAAGAAGUUUUGAAUAAGUGGAAAGGAGAUUAUGAAAAGCUGGAGCACAACCACACUUAUAUACAAUGGCUUUUCCCCUUGAGAGAACAAGGUUUGAACUUUUAUGCUAAAGAACUAACCACAUAUGAGAUUGAGGAAUUCAAGAAAACAAAAGAAGCAAUUAGAAGAUUCCUUCUGGCUUAUAAAAUGAUGCUAGAAUUUUUUGGAAUAAAACUUAUCGACAAAACUGGCAACGUUGCUCGGGCUGUCAAUUGGCAGGAAAGGUUUCAGCAUCUGAACGAAUCCCAGCACAACUAUUUAAGGAUCACCCGUAUUCUUAAAAGCCUUGGUGAGCUUGGAUAUGAAAGUUUUAAAUCUCCUCUUGUAAAAUUUAUUCUCCAUGAAGCUCUUGUGGAAAACACUAUUCCCAAUAUUAAACAGAGUGCUCUGGAGUAUUUUGUUUAUACGAUUAGAGACAGAAGAGAAAGGAGAAAGCUCCUACGUUUUGCCCAGAAACAUUACACACCUUCAGAGAAUUUUAUCUGGGGACCACCACGGAAGGAACAGUCUGAGGGCAGCAAAGCUCAGAAAAUGCCUGCCCCUCCCACUUCUGGUCACAGCACCCAAACCUCUGUGCACAAAAAAUCCAAGGACUCCAAAAAUUCCUGCUCUGCUGAUCAUGCCAGUAGCAAAACAGCUGAAGAAAAACCAGUGACACCUCGAGAGUCUGGAGAAGAGGCAGACCCGCCCAGCACAGAGCCCAACAGUGACGCUGCCAGGCCUAGAAAUACAGAGGACACAGAGAAGGACCGUGAUGCUGAGAAUGUAAAUCCUCAGCCUGAGAAAACACCACCGAGUAAUCCCACAGAGAAAAAGGAGAGUCCAUCUCCCGAGAACAAUGAAAAAGGUGAUGAGCAUAAUACAGAUUGUGAAAAUCCUGGAAAUGUGGGUUCCCAUGAUGAUGUACUAUUACAGUGACUUAUCCAAAAGCUCACAUACCAAUCUAGGUAAGGGAAGAACAACCGAUUGUAUUAUUUACUCUAAGAAACAGGUCACAUUUCUGGUAUUAGCCGUUGUUUUUGAUAUCAGCUAUGUUUGUUGUUUGUUUUUUCGUUUUUUGGUGGUUUUUUUUUUGGGGGGGAUUACAAUGAAUUCAGUACGUUUUAAGACAAAUUCCAAUAAACAAUUAUGUUCUGCAACACCUUUAGGAUGUGGGUUUUCAAAUUCUGUCCACAACAGUUACUUUGAACACAUGAAAUAGUCAUAUAGCAUUUAUUAUAUUAAAAAAUAUUUGAGAGAUUUCGGCUCAUACGAAGGAAAUCUAGAUGAUGAUUUUAUUGUGCUGCCAUACACCGAUCUUUGCAAAAUUUUGAAUGCAAAAAAUCUGCAUUCAAAUUUUUUUGUUUGUUUCUUUUAGAGGCAUAUCCAGCGGUGCUCAGGGUUUACUCCGGGCUCUGCACUCAGGAAUCACUCCUGGUGAGCUGGGGGUACCCUAUGGGGUACCAGGGACCAAACCCGGAUUGGUUGUAUGCAUUUUGUUUUUUAGCUUGAAGAAUUUUGUCCUCUCACAUAAAUUCAGAAAGAAAUUGCCACUUUUUUUCAUACCUCAACAUCUUUUAGAUUUUGAUAAGUAAAAUGGAAGUUCUUGGGAAGUUACGAUCUCCCUAACUUGUUUUUUAGUCUUGCUUCAUUCCCUUUUCCCUUUCUCCAUGCUUGCUCUAAUUUAACCAUCUUCGUCAGCAAGUAUGUGCUUCACUACUGUACAAUUACAUUAUUGUAUUGAAAUAUAAAUGGAGCACGAAGGAUUUUCAGUACUGGGAAUUUAAGAAUGUACUUUGUUUAAAAUAGUAAAGAAGAUUUUUAUCAAUUAAGCUCUUUAAAAACAAAUUUUGAUGCAAAAGUUCAAGAAAUUUUCUUAUUAUGCCUGCUCCAUAUAAACUUAGUGCUUCGUACUUAUUUCUAUGUGUAAUAUAUUUUAGAAUUAAAAAAUAAGAAAGGGAAUUUUUUCGUUUUAAAGGGUAUGCCUUUUGAACUGGCAUUAAGGCAGUGAUCCCUAAAACUAUUUAUCACUAUAUCACUAUCAUCCCAUUGCUCAUCGAUUUGCUUGAGUGGGCACCAGUAACGUCUCCAUUGUGAGACUUGUUACUUUUUUCGCAUAUCGAAUACACCAGGGUAGCUUGCCAUGCUCUGCCAUGUGGGAAAACUGUUUAUAUCUCAGUGUUAUCUGUAUUAUAAAAAUUACUACUAUGGAUUAGUUCAUUAUGUAUCACUUUUGUAAAUAAAAAAUGUAAUGCAGCUCUUCAGUUGUCAAAUCUUGAAAUUGAGGACAGAGUUGAAAUUCUAAAUGCUCAGUUUUAGUAAGCCUUGUAUUAAUAUUGAGAUAAAAGUUAUUUCCUCUUCUAUUAUUAUUUUUAUAGACUGGAACAUGAUCAAAAAGUGGUUAAGUACUUCAAAGUAUACAUACAAAUAUAGCAAUCAGAUAAUAGUAAAUUUUUUAACUUUAUUUCAUUUAGCAAAGAAUUGGCUUUGUAUAUCUCUUAUGCUUUUAAGAAAGAUUCUAUUCCCUUUAAUCUCCAGAGAAUUUUUGUUGUAUCCUAUUUUUAAAUCACAUCAUCUCACCUGCUGUUAUUUCUAUUGAUACACAUUUUCAGCAGAGGAUUUCUAAAAAAUGAAUAGUACACCUUUAGAAAUAUGAUUUUAUUGCCUUGAAGUUCACAUGCUGAACCUCACAUUUAUAUGAAUGUUAGUGUAAUAUUAUUUUUCAAAUAUUGAACAUUUCCUCAUUUUUCGUUCCCAGAUUAUGCCUUUUUUUGCUUUCUACUGUUUUGUGAAGUGACUAUUAGGAGGUGGGGAAACAAUUCUACUUUUACAUUUCAAUUUCAUUGGACCCUCAAAUGUGCUUGUUACAGCACUAUUCCCACUGAACUCAUUAAUUUCUAGGAUUAGGAGAGAAAAGUAGGCUGUUGUAUGGUUGAAUUAUAAGAUUAGUUUAUUUCAAAACCUUGUAAAUUUUUUCAUGUAUGACAACAUGCUCAGAUUAAUUUCUAAUUGCAUAUUACAAAUUUAUAAUCAGAUGAAAUAUAAACAGUGGUCCGAUAUGCAAAUAAAUGGAUAUAAUCUUAAAUACUUAAAAUUGUAGUAUAUUAGAGUCCUUAGAAUAAAAGCACUUCAUUUGACAAUAGCACUUGUAGAAUAUUAUCCCUAAUUAGCUGUUUGACUAGAUUGUGCCAAUUAAUUUAAGAAUAUUUGAUCUCAAGUUGAAAACUGCCUGGCUUACACCAUAAAUAGUAGCCUUUUCCCACUAUUCUGUUUUUUAAACGCUUACUCACAUGUGAAGUAUGUUUUUUACAUCUAAUCUGUAAAUAACUCAUGAAAUAAUUAUUCUGUAGAGAACAAGUAAGAAAUACUGUUCCUUUUGAAAAUAGAAAUUGACUGUCUAGAUUUUUUUCUAUUAAGAAUACUUUGUAUAUUUAAUAGUUUUAAAAUUAUGAUCUAUAGAUAUGUACUUCCUUGUGUCAUAGAUAUGAGACAGUCCCCUGGGUUUUACUUUGAUAUUUUGUAUUUUAAAAAUUACAUAUGCUAGCAGAAAUUUACUGAGAAGCUGUUAAUAAAAUGCAGUAAAGCAUGGCCAAAUAACUAGACAUAGUGAAUCUUUGUAAAUGUAUAGAUUUUAUUGUUGUACCAACCAUAAACUGCAAGUAUAUGAGAGAUUGGCUAUUGAUAAAUAUGAACUUUCACUUCACAGAAAAUAGAUGUUAUUCUGCUUGGUUAGUCUACAUUUCUAAAUUUUGGUUUUCAUACAUAUAAGGAAUAAUAUAUGUGAAAAUAUUUUGAAAUACUGUAAACUUAAAAUAAAGACAUAAAAACAUUUCUGCAUAGUAGAUAAAAGUUUAUAACACUAACAUUGUGCCAUUAUGUUAUCAUACUCAACUUCAUAAGAAACUCAAAGAAUCAUGAUAAAAGUGAAAAUACCCAUCUCUGAUUUUAAAUCAAAUUCAAUUCAGUUUAAAAAUCUUGUAAAGUUUCAUUUUUUAGAUUUUGAGACCUUUUUUUCAGCUUUAAAGAGAAAAUAAACAAUGUUAACUCAGGAUUCCUAGAAAAAUUUUAAGAUUAAAAAAAGUAUUAAAUUUUAAAAGUGAAAAAUAAUGCCAUGUUAUCUGAAACAGUCAUGUGUUUCAUAUUUUGUCAUAAAAUUAUUUACGUCUAUAUUUGUACUUUAAUUUGAGAGAUAGUAGGAGCUGGUGAAAAAGGGAAUAAAGUAUUACACCUGAGUUACUUAAAAAAAAUUUUAGCAAAUAAAUUUCCAUAUUGAGUGUUCAAAAAUUAGAUGAAUUAGUGAUAGUUUAGCAGGUAGGGCAUUUGUCUUGCACGUGGCCUACCGGGGUUCGAUUCUCAGCAUCCUAUAUGGUCCCUGGAGCAUCACCUGGAGUAAUUCCUGAGUGCAGAGCCGGGAGGAACCCCUGUGCAUUGCUGGGUGUGACCCAAAAAGCAAAAAAAAAAUUAGUUGAAUUAUAUUAUAUUCCUUAGUCAUUUGUUUAAAGUUAAACCUUUUGCAGGCUAAAGAGAUAUUACAGGAUUACAGGGGUUAAGUCUCUUGCCUUAUACUUGUUCAAUCCCUAGCAUCGUAUACGGUCAUCCACGUACUACCUGGAAUGACCCCUGAGCACUGCUGGCUGCGACCCAAACCCCUUUGCCCUUUUCCCCAUCAAAAAUUUAAAAAAUCAAAAAGCUGAGUCUUUUGAGUGCAAAACAGUGUUCUGGUUGAGAUUAUGAUGAACUAACUACAUCAAGCAGUUUUUUUCUUUCUAAAAGCUUUAUUUUCUAACAUGAGAAAAAGAACAUUCUUGAUUAUGUUUGAUUGUAAUUAUAUUUAUGGGUCUUCUAUUUGUGGUGGAUGGAGAUCCUUUUUUAUAGUAAUGGUUUUUAAGUUUUGAAGAUUUUUGUGUUUCCUAUGUAGAAAAUUCCUCUUUUUUUCUCUUGUGUUAUGUGUCUGAAAGGUAGGCUGGACUUGGCUAUGCUAGAUGCAGUUAAUAGGGAAGAUGGGCUGCAUUAUGUUGGAUCUAGGAAUUUGGAUGUGGAUAUGUGGAUAUACCAACUCUCAGGUUUGGAUUCUGUACUGUUUAUUACAUGAACAGAUUGGUGUGGGUAAUUUCUAGGGUGACAGUGAGUACUACCCUGCCUCCUUCCCUGUUCCAGUUAUCCAGCCUACCCAGCAGAUUGUGUUUGGGGACAGACUGUGUAUUUAAAAUUCCCUUAUUACUGAAGCUAAUAUUAUAAAUAUGAGUGCCUGGAGGUGCCUUAAUCAAUGUAUAUGGUUUUUAUUCAGAAGUUUAAGUUUACACUCUCGUAAGAUCUUGUCUAAGGAACUUCCAAACCACAGUUAUAAUUAUUUUAAUGAAUUUACUUUUGUGCUUUUUCAUUUUUGAAGCAUUUCACUUGUGACAGUAGCAUUGGUUCAUAGAAAAGUGUACUUACUACAAGUUUCAAUGAUGUGUUAUAUUUAACAAAAAGUAUUUAAAAUUUUAAAAAGCUAUUCUUUGUUGUUAAUGAUUUUAAUUUUGCUACUUGUUAUGAUUUUCAUCUUAAACUUUCUAAAUUACAAGUAAUAUUAAUGUGCCAUUGAUUUUCGAUGGAACUAAAAUUUGAAGAAAAUAAAUACUUAAUUCUAUUAGAUGAUUAGAAUAAUCUGAAAUUUACUUGAGAGACUUUUGUGCAUAAUUUUAGUAUGGAACAUGAAAGAAAGUACUGUGCUUGCUUUUUUUCCCCCAGAUAAGAAAGUUCUUUGUUAUUUACUUCUCCCCUGUUUCAUUGACUUUACUGUUUGUUUGGGGAAAAUAAUUUUUUAUUAUGCGUUUUUUUUCUUGGAUUAAAGUUUUCAUAUGGAGGAUACAAUUAGCUGUUUUGUUUUAUGGCCUGAACUCUGAAAGUUAAGUUCAAAGAGGAAGCAGUAACCAAGAAUCAUGGUGCACAUCUUGAAGUGGCACAGCACUGACUCCUCAGAGUUACCUUGUGAAAAUGAGGCUGUUGGUCUCCAUUAACUUGGACUUCUGGUGUGGACAGGCCACCUUGAACUCAAUGCACAGUUUUAAAGGGAUCAAUUUGCAUAAAUAUCUGUUACUAUUUAUUGAGCACCUUUUAGUAGUUUAGGAAAUUCUGAGCAACUAGGCAGCAGGUAUGUGAAUUAUAACUGGACCUUUCUAACUUAUCUUGGGAAAUAUAUUAAAAUACCUAGUCUAUCUUCUUCCUCUCCAGUUCUUUUGGGUUGUUUUUUUUUUCAUAGAUGUAUGCUAAAAAAUCUUUGAACAAUGAUUUACAUAAUUUAAAAAUGAAAUGAGAGGGAAAAGACAUCAGUGAUUAUUUGCUAUGUUAAAGAUUGGCUUAAAAAAUUAGAAACCUUAUACAAUAUGUUAUGAAAUUAUUUUUUUAAUUACAAUGAAGAUCAUGGAACAAGUUCUAUUAACUAAAAAGAUUAGUUAUUUGAUAAUCUUUGAUUAAGAAAAAUUCAAGCUCUGUACACAGUAGUCAAAUAAGCAUUUAUUUUCAGUACUGAUGAAUUGAAUUUCAUCUGUGGAAAAGUAAAACACAGUAAAACAAAAGUUAAAGAAUUUUCUGGGCCAAAGCAAUAAUAGAGCUGGUAGGCUAUUUGCAUGCCAACCCAGGUUCGAUCCCUGGCAUCCCAUAUGGUCUCCAAGCACCACCAGGAGUUAAUUCCUGAGUGCAGUGCCAGGAAUAACCCCUGAGCAUCACAGGGUGUGAUCCAAAAAGCAAAAAAAAAAAAAAAAUUAGCAAAAAGCUCACUACAGAAAUAAAGAUAUAAACAGUUAUGGGUUUUUGGAAACAGAUGAUGAAGGAGCUACUAAAGCUUUCUAGGGGCAUGUUUAUGAAUCACCUCUUUGGUGCAUAUGCCAUGGAACUCAGGGAUUGUAUGGAAAGGCAAUCUAAAUUAGAAAUCUCACUCAAAUCAUGAAUUCCGCUUGCUCAACAGAGAAAACUUUUUCCAUAGACUGAUGGAAGUAAUCAAAUGAUCAGACACUACGUUUAAUUCAUUUUCUGGAGUGUACCAGGAAUUGGGUGGUUUUGUUAAUAAAAAUCCAAAUUGUGGUAUUGGCUACAAUGACUGAGAAGAUUCAGUGAUAAUGUGUUUCUAAGACAGGUGGCAGCUCCCAUCCCCUCAAAUGUUGACAGCAUAUGUGCCUUCACCAGGAAGAGAGACAAGAGGGUAAUGUUAGGUUCUCGAACAAGCAUUGUUUUUCCUUUUUAAAUAAGGGGGAUUUUCACUUGUUUCCUAAGUUAAAUAUGAGCUCUUCUGAGGAAGCGAGAUUGCAGACUGGAUUUAGUCAGUUUAAAUUUUAAAACAAUACUCUCCUUAUUUUUAUGUAUUUCAGGAAAAUAGGUACGAUUCUUAUAAAGAUGUUUCACUUCCCACUUAACCGCUGACUCACCAGCAGCUGCUGGGCCUUCUCCGUGCUCUGUAUUCUACUGUAGUAUGAAUUACAGAAUGCUGUGCAUGUCUGUUCGUACCAAUACCAUGUGUAUGUGGUAGGAGUUGUAACCAGUUUCUGGAUCUGUAUGGUUCUAUGAAAUACUUAUUUUAUAAUUCUGUAACUGUAUGGCAGUGUUUUGCCAAAAAAAAUGUGUAAAGAGCAAUAGUUUCUGUUGCCUACUGCUGUAUUUUAAAAUAUUGUUUUUAAACUGAUAUAUUUAGAGUUUCAUCAGAGAAAUUAUUUUUAAUAAUAAUCACCAACUAUACAUCCUGUAAAAUGAAUAAAAAUCCACUUUUGUCUUAGUUAACAUUUUAGCAUUGUGUUAGAGUACAUAUGUUGGCUUUGCAUGAUUAAAAUAUUUUUUAAGAGCUGGAACAAA